Tripterygium wilfordii is the source of this 803-nucleotide messenger RNA. RefSeq names its product 30S ribosomal protein S20, chloroplastic. NCBI's taxonomy places the organism in Eukaryota, Viridiplantae, Streptophyta, Magnoliopsida, Celastrales, Celastraceae. Gene Ontology annotation, biological process: translation. Gene Ontology annotation, cellular component: ribosome; small ribosomal subunit. The record is from RefSeq and is a predicted model, not a curated record. The coding region runs from base 41 to 589 and encodes 182 amino acids. Gene Ontology annotation, molecular function: structural constituent of ribosome; small ribosomal subunit rRNA binding. The transcript has 3 exons.
CAUCAAACCAUCAAUCCGGAGCAAUUCAAUCAGAGAAGAAAUGGCAACAGCUGUUGGCUAUCUAUCCUCUUCCUGCUUAUCCCUCCAGUCCAAGUUCAGUAAUCUUUCGCUCACUAACUCUUAUUCUCAACCCAGUUUCACGCCUCUCGGGUUCUCCUCUAAUCUCUCUCUCAAUGUCUUCUCCAAAGGGCAUUUGUCGAUGAACCCAGUUGAGAGGCCGAAUCGUCGUGCGAUUGUUUGCGAGGCUGCGCCAAAGAAAAAGGUUGAUUCGGCGGUAAAGAGAGCUCUCCAAGCCGAGAAAAGGCGCAUUUACAACAAAUCCAGGAAAUCUGAGGUCAAAACUCGCAUGAAGAAGGUUCUUGAAGCACUGGAUGCACUCAUGACAAAACCUGAUCCACAACCUAACGAGGUUCUUCCAAUCGAGAAACUGAUCGGAGAGGCAUACUCGGUGAUUGACAAAGCAAUCAGAGUGGGAACAUUGCACAGGAACACUGGAGCACGCAGAAAGUCUCGGCUUGCCAGAAGAAAGAAGGCUGUGGAGGUCCGUCAUGGCUGGUACACGCCUACUCCUGCAACAACUGCUUCAUAGAUCCCUCUUACUUGGUCACAUUAAAGUGUGGCAAAAGAGUCUGUUUCUGAUAUGUAGCAGAAUUGCAGAUGACAAUGUUAUUUUGUAAUAUCGAAAUUGUGGUUUCUUCUGAUGGAUAUAAUUGACACCCCUCUCGUAAAUCAUUGUGUAAUGCUGACUGCAACACUGUGUCUAGUAUUUUCUGCAUGUUUAAGGUCUUUGCUGGGUUUCAUAA